AUGUUUACGAAAUCUUCGUCCCAAAACACUCUUAUGUCUACAAGCACCAAACGAACGAGAUUCGAAGACGAAGAUGUCGAAUCGAUCGCGACAUCCGGUCGUGGAGGACGCGAAAUUGUCAUUCCCUUGAAAUUCUUGGAUGAUCGAAGUCGAGAAGCAUCGAUCCGAACCGAUACUCGAUCCGAGCCUGAUGUCGAAACUCAAGCCGUUACGGAAGAUGCGCAAGAAAACAAACACGAAUACAUGUCAGGAUGGAAAUUGCACUUUCUCACUGUAGGCGUCUGGUUGGCGCUCUUCUUGAGCACGCUUGAAACCACCAUCGUCAGCACCAGUCUUGUUUCCAUCACGAAUGCAGUUGGAGGAUUUGACAUGAGAGAUUGGGUUGUCACUAGUUAUCUGAUUACUUACACUUCCUUCCUGGUUAUAUACGCCAAAUUUUCCGACUUCUUUGGCAAGAAGACAAUGAUGCUCGUUGGACUGGCCAUUUUCAUUAUCUUCUCUGUACUUUGUGGAGUUUCGACCAACAUGACUAUGUUAAUCAUUUUUCGUGGAUUUCAAGGCAUGGGAGCAUCAGGGAUCUAUGCUCUAAUCAUGGUUAUUGCACCUACUCUUAUUCCUCCGUCAAAAUUCCAUAUAUACAUGGGCCUCAUUGCAGCUUGUUUUCUUGUAGCAAGUGUUUUAGGUCCUGUUCUAGGUGGUGUUAUAAAUGAGAAGGGUGGCAAUUGGCGUUGGAGAUGGGUUUUCAUGUUGAACGCCCCAGCAGGUGUCCUCGCAUUCGUACUACUCGCAGUCUUCUUACCAAGUUCUAAACCUGCGAACACUACAUCGAGAAACCACUUUCGCCUGAAGUUCGCCAAAGAAGCACUCUCACGUAUUGAUAUCGGUGGUACUAUUUUACUCUUAUCCGCUUCAGUCCUCCUUGUUUUUGCGCUCGAAGAAGCAGGGUAUCGAUAUGCUUGGGGCAGCCUGACUAUAACAAUUACCCUGGUACUAGCCAUAGUAAGCGGUAUUACUUUCGUCACAUGGGAGUUUCUGUUGGAACGAUCGGAUAGCAAGCGGGAACCCAUGUUUCCGCUAAGUAUUCUGAAAAACAGGGUGGUGGCUGGGAUGAUGUUAUCAGCCUUCCUUAUCGGCUUCCCAUUUGUAGUCAUCGUCGUCUCAAUUCCACAACGAUCCCAAGCGGUCUACGGUGCUUCACCCGCAGAGGCCGGACUCCACCUCCUCCCACUGCUCUUGACGUCUCCGCUUGCGACAGCAUUAUCAGCCUUUCUCACAGGUAAACUCAAAGUCCCUCCUAUGUGGUUGAUACUAGGCGGGGCUGUCUUCCAAGUCGUCGGUGUUGCAUUAAUGUGCAGCAUUAGUAUUGACAUAGCAGAGUUGCCGAAAAUGCAAUACGUGUUUGAAGUCUUGAUGGGUCUGGGCUUUGGCAUGGGAUUGAGUACCUUACUCGUGCUUGUCCCGUUGGUUGUUGAGGAGAAAGAUCGACCUGUUACAAUGGGAGCCUUAACCCAAGUACGCGUUCUUGGUGGAACCAUCGCACUCGCAAUCUGGCAAUUCCGCAAUUCUCAACAGUCAUUUAGCAUCCUCGCUUAA
Glarea lozoyensis ATCC 20868 is the source of this 1593-nucleotide messenger RNA. RefSeq names its product MFS general substrate transporter. Gene Ontology annotation, molecular function: transmembrane transporter activity. Gene Ontology annotation, biological process: transmembrane transport. Bases 1 to 1593 code for a protein of 530 amino acids. The transcript is spliced from 7 exons. The record is from RefSeq and is a predicted model, not a curated record. NCBI's taxonomy places the organism in Eukaryota, Fungi, Ascomycota, Leotiomycetes, Helotiales, Helotiaceae.